This is a messenger RNA of Chenopodium quinoa (quinoa), 636 nucleotides long. RefSeq names its product jasmonate-induced protein homolog. The transcript is spliced from 2 exons. Lineage: Eukaryota; Viridiplantae; Streptophyta; Magnoliopsida; Caryophyllales; Amaranthaceae. The record is from RefSeq and is a predicted model, not a curated record. The coding region runs from base 1 to 636 and encodes 211 amino acids.
AUGGCAUCAACAAGAACCCAGCCCGAGGAGGAAGUGAGUGUCGAAUUGAGCAGCCAAGAGAAAGCGGUUUUAGAUGAAAUGAUCAAGGACGCGAAGAACUCGUGUCUCUCCGAGGAAACAGUAAACAAGUGUCGUGCCAUGAUUGCUGAAAAUGAAGAACAAAACACGACUGCGGUAAGCGGCAUAUCACCAGUGAUCGCGUUAGGAGGCACCUUAAAGAAUCAGACAAAUGGAACCUUAACCGUUCAUGAUUCGAAGCUAUGGGCGGGGAUCAUUGUCAAAAAAUAUCCAGAUCCUCUAGAUAGAAUUGGCCUCUUUGCGCAAGGUUGCGUAUGGUAUAAGGGCAUUAAGGCGGCAGUGGUGUAUACCGGCGAAAACAGUGCUGGUGUUGAAUGUGGAUGGCUUCUUGCUUGGGCUGACUCUAAGACCAAGGGAAGGAAGAUUUACGCCAAGUGUGGCCGUAAAAGCGAUUUUGACUGUAUUGAUUGGGGGCAUAAAAAAGAUAAAUUGAAGAAAGCUUUGCCAGUAGUUAGGGCUCAUGACAGCAAUACUGGAACUUCAGUGUAUGCUACAAUAUUUGGCGUGGAGUCGGCCGUAUCAACUGAAGAUGCGGUUGUUGGAGUCUUCACUGGUUAA